CUAAAGUGCCUUGGUUGCAGGGCAUUAGUUUCAUCCUCUUCUUUUUGCAUGGUAUUGAAUUUCAAGUGAGCAUUUAUGAAGCAUGAAAAUAUUCAGUGGUUGGCGUCGUUUUGCUUUUGGUCUUCUUUUAAUUUUCCUCGUUACUCAUCUGUUUUCUGUCAGGGAGCUGAACAACUCAAAAAUGGUGGAAUCCCGUAAACAACUAAACAAGAAAUUUGAUCAUCUGGUUCUUGGUCCUGCUGCUGGCCAAGGCAUGUCAAAUCGUCUGCAAUGCCAAGGAUCAAAAGCUCUUAACAGGACCCAUUCUUCAAACGGCAGAUUAGGUGUAGAUGGAAGUAUUGCAUUUGUCACUGUCUUUACUAUUUAUAAUUCUUCCGUCGAUAAAUUAGAUGAUAAAUCAUCAAAUACAAUUGUUGGCAAUGCUUCAUAUAAUAAGGUGGACAGGUCAAUGGCUGUGUUGAAUGUCUUCAUUAACUUCAUUCAGGUAGCUAUGCCCCAGAGCGAAGUGAUUGUUCUCACAGAUCCAGUUUCGGACCUUUCAGUGCACAGACAUAGGGUCUCUCUGUAUCCCAUACAAGGUGAAUAUUCAAGAGACAAGUUGAUGCUCCAAAGGAUCAGGUCUUACAUUACCUAUUUAGAUACAAGACUUCAUAAGCUUUCUCAGAAUCCGAGGAAUAUUACUCAUUACAUCUUCACUGAUUCUGAUAUAGCAGUGGUUGAUGAUUUAGGGCAGAUGUUUCGUGAUCAUCCUAAUUUUCAUAUGGCUCUGACCUUCAGGAAUAACAAGGCUCAACCUUUGAAUUCAGGAUUCAUUGCUGUAAGGGGUACCCCUGAUGCAAUUUUAAGGGCAAAGCUUUUCCUACAAGAGGUUUUGAAAAUUUAUGUCUCAAAAUACAUAAAUGCUUCGCGCAUGCUCGGUGAUCAGCUAGCUCUUGCUUGGGUUGUGAAGUCAAAACCUCAUUUUGAUGCCAGCAGGUUUGCCAAAACAGUUGCUUUCUCUGAUGACAUUGGUGGUACUUCAAUAUUGUUCUUACCUUGUGCCCUAUACAACUGGACUCCCCCUGAGGGUGCUGGUCAAUUUCAUGGCAUGCCAUUGAAUGUUAAGGUUGUUCAUUUUAAAGGAUCAAGAAAACGUUUAAUGCUCGAAUCUUGGAAUUUUUAUUCCUCAACUCUUGACACUGCCGAUAUGUUAUGCCUCAUUUUGGGAAGUGGAAGAACAAAAUAUGACUUUUGAGAAUGGAUACUUCCAAAAGAUUCAUAUCAUACAUCGCAGUCUCGUCUGACAUCAACGGUUCCCAAUUGUAGGACAGAAAAAUUCAGCUAUUGCUCCUGUGUCAAUUCGGAUUUGAUUGGUGAUAAGGUACUGAUAACUGCAAACCAAAUGGCAGGAGGAGCUGGACCCCUUAAAUAGGUUGAUCUGUUCUACUCAGGAGAGUUUUUUUGGGAAGGCACAGUGUUUCUGUUCCAAUAUAAGCAUGUAGAACGUGAUAUUAUUGUUUUGAAACGAUAGUGGUAUAUACAUUGGAUAAGAUAUUUAAUGAGUUUUGAAUUGCUUGGUUGGGUUUCA
Molecule: messenger RNA, 1567 nt
Organism: Cicer arietinum (chickpea)
Lineage: Eukaryota; Viridiplantae; Streptophyta; Magnoliopsida; Fabales; Fabaceae
Source: RefSeq, a predicted model, not a curated record